CCCUGUCCUGCUGAGAGUGUGCCAGGGUCAUCCGGAGUCGAGGUAUCGUCCUUGCCAGCACAGCCUGAUGCUGCCCUCAGUCGGGUCCCAAGACACACACCCGGGGACCUGCCCUAAGUCUUGCUGUGGCAGGAGCAUGGGGCCCAGGAGCCACCACUUCAGCCUCGUCUUCUCUGUCUCCAGCCUGGGCCUUCUGUUUCUGUUCUCACUGUUUCCAGAGUGCUUGGGUGCCGAGGGCAAGCUGGCUCACAAACUCUUCCGUGAUCUCUUUGCCAACUACACAAGUGCCCUGAGACCCGUGGCAGACACAGACCAGGCUCUGAAUGUGACCCUGGAGGUGACAUUGUCCCAGAUCAUCGACAUGGAUGAGCGGAACCAGGUGCUGACCCUGUACCUGUGGAUCCGACAGGAGUGGACAGAUGCCUACCUACGAUGGGACCCCGAUGCCUACGGUGGCCUUGACGCUAUCCGCAUCCCCAGCAGUCUCGUGUGGCGACCAGACAUCGUACUCUACAACAAGGCGGACGCGCAGCCACCGGCCUCCGCCAGCACCAACGUGGUCCUGCGGCACGACGGCGCCGUGCGCUGGGACGCGCCGGCCAUCACGCGCAGCUCGUGCCGCGUGGACGUGUCGGCCUUCCCGUUCGACGCGCAGCGCUGCGGCCUGACGUUCGGCUCCUGGACGCACGGCGGGCACCAGCUGGACGUGCGUCCACGCGGCACCGCCGCCAGCCUGGCCGACUUCGUGGAGAACGUAGAGUGGCGCGUGCUGGGCAUGCCGGCGCGGCGGCGCGUGCUCACCUACGGCUGCUGCUCGGAGCCCUACCCCGACGUGACCUUCACGCUGCUGCUGCGCCGGCGCGCCGCCGCCUACGUGUGCAACCUGCUGCUGCCCUGCGUGCUCAUCUCGCUGCUCGCGCCGCUGGCCUUCCACCUGCCGGCGGACUCGGGCGAGAAAGUGUCGCUCGGCGUCACAGUGCUGCUGGCGCUCACCGUCUUCCAGCUGCUCCUGGCCGAGAGCAUGCCGCCAGCGGAGAGCGUGCCGCUCAUCGAAGAGAGGUGUCGGGUUACCGCCGCGGGGGCUAUAGUUAGCCGCGGGACUUUGUUGAUCGGCUAGACUCCCGGGACAGCGCAGCACCCGCCGGGACUUAAGCCCCCCGCCGGCCCGAGCGGUCAGUGUUCCUUCCCGCUGUCGCCCCUGCAACUUCCAGGCCCGCCCUCGGCCCCGCCCACAGCGUCUUGGGCCGGAUCCAGGACAGAGACCCUUCACACCCCAGAGGAAGGGACCCCGAUCUCUGUCUCCCAGCCCAUCGCCAGUGGUGCCCUCUUCAUCUGGAUCUCGCCCUCCUGA
Lutra lutra (Eurasian river otter) is the source of this 1351-nucleotide messenger RNA. It is a transcript of the gene CHRNA10, whose product is annotated as cholinergic receptor nicotinic alpha 10 subunit. Gene Ontology annotation, biological process: nervous system process; chemical synaptic transmission; regulation of membrane potential. The coding region runs from base 68 to 1117 and encodes 349 amino acids. The record is from RefSeq and is a predicted model, not a curated record. Gene Ontology annotation, cellular component: synapse; postsynaptic membrane; neuron projection. Gene Ontology annotation, molecular function: acetylcholine-gated monoatomic cation-selective channel activity; transmembrane signaling receptor activity. The transcript is spliced from 7 exons. NCBI's taxonomy places the organism in Eukaryota, Metazoa, Chordata, Mammalia, Carnivora, Mustelidae.